CCGAGAUCAUCCCCACCUAUCUAUACUAGCUUCUUAAUAUACUCGAUAGCUUUCUUGCCUUGUUGCCCAUUAGGCAGACUGCUAUCAGUCUGGACCGCGCAUGCCUCAAAUUGAUCUCGUGCGGGACUCGAAGCUCGAGACGGAGUUCCGUGAUGACUGUACAAUCCAUACCUUCAUCGAACCCUCUGGAAGGAACAGGAGGAUAUCUUGGACGGAAUACUGGAGAUUCGAAAAACAAAAUAUCGGGCGCGGGGGCUUUGGACAGGUGCAACUGGAGAGAUGCGUCAAUGGCAAAAGAAAGGACAUGAUACGUGCCGUAAAGAUUAUCAACAAGCCAUCCGGCUCUACGAAAAAAAAACCCAUGGAGUUCGAAAGAGAGUUGGAGGCCAUUGCAAAGUUCUCGCAAAAACGAAGUCAUUCGGCUGGUAUGAAGACACGACCUCAAUAUUCAUUACAAUGGAGUAUUGUCCUUAUGGCGACCUACGCCAUUACCUCUCUAAGCAAGGUUCCAUAACUAGUACAGAAGCCCAACAUUUAACGUACCAGAUGUUAGAAGGUCUUCAUCAUAUGCACGAAAAUGACUUUGCCCAUAGGGAUCUAAAACCUGGAGUAUGUAUGAUAUAAACACUACAUAGCUGUGCGUUAACA
Truncatella angustata is the source of this 648-nucleotide messenger RNA. RefSeq lists its product as uncharacterized. The transcript has 3 exons. Bases 101 to 514 code for a protein of 137 amino acids. The record is from RefSeq and is a predicted model, not a curated record. Lineage: Eukaryota; Fungi; Ascomycota; Sordariomycetes; Amphisphaeriales; Sporocadaceae.